Pieris rapae (cabbage white) is the source of this 647-nucleotide messenger RNA. Its product is annotated as lysozyme 2-like. Bases 153 to 632 code for a protein of 159 amino acids. The transcript has 5 exons. The record is from RefSeq and is a predicted model, not a curated record. NCBI's taxonomy places the organism in Eukaryota, Metazoa, Arthropoda, Insecta, Lepidoptera, Pieridae. Gene Ontology annotation, molecular function: lysozyme activity.
UUCAAACCAGAUACAAUAACAAUAUUUAUAAUUUAGUCCUUAUUUCGUUGCAUACAUUGGCCGACGUCGCUUCGCUGCCUUACAUAAAUUUAUUGUUUUUUGUGCGAAACUCCAAGGCGGCAAAGCUUCCAUAACGAAUAUUAAGUCAAAUAAUGUUCAGAAAAGUCAUUUCAAUCGUUAGCAUUGGCUUCGUUUUUUCAUUUUGGACCAGUUCAAUUGGUGUUUUCAUCCCGAACCUCUCAAGUGAAUGCUUCAACUGUCUCUGUUAUGUGUCAACGAAAUGUGACACAUCACAUGAGUGUACGGCGGGCUACUGUGGUCCCUUCAAUAUAUCAAGAGUGUACUGGGUCGAUGCUGGAAGAGUUACCCUACCAGAAGACGACGCUGAUAGGAACCAUUCAUGGGAAGAUUGCGCCCGCGAAUUCAGCUGUGCAAAACGCAUCAUCGAAGGAUAUCUAUCAAAAUUUGGCCAAGACUGCAAUGGCGACGGGGUCACCAACUGCUACGACUACAUGAUGAUAAAUGGGAAUGGCGGCUACAACUGCCGACCUUCUUUGAACAGAUCAGCCAAUGGCCGACGCUGGCUGAAGAGGUUCGAAGAAUGUCGGCGGUCCAUACCAUCACUUCAAUAAAUUUUGUUACAUAAA